Molecule: messenger RNA, 1425 nt
Organism: Glycine soja
Lineage: Eukaryota; Viridiplantae; Streptophyta; Magnoliopsida; Fabales; Fabaceae
Product: BAG-associated GRAM protein 1-like
Exons: 12
Coding region: 154-1098 (314 amino acids)
Source: RefSeq, a predicted model, not a curated record
CAUCACUCUGUCAUUUUACACAAAGCAAAAAUCACCAUUCACUAUAUUCAUUCUCUGUCUUCUCUUCUUUCUUUUUUUUUUCAUUUGUUUCAUAUUCUAUAAUUUGGAUUCUAUCUUGUCUCUGCUCCCAGUUCGUUAGGAUUGUGGUUUGUAAUGAAUACCAGCUUCGUGUAUCUGAUUAAGGUAGAACUAUUCACUGCUAAGGAUCUCGUUAGUGCAAAGUUAACUGGCAAACCGGAUCCUUAUGCUGUCAUUACAUGUGGCAAAGACAAGCGAUUCAGUUCCAUGGUCUCGAGUUCAAGAAAUCCAAUGUGGGGCGGGGGCGAGGGUGAGGUGUUCAAUUUUUCUGUUGAUGAACUUCCUGUCCAGAUCAAUGUCACAAUUUAUGAUUGGUAUAAAUGUCGGGAAAAUGCUGUUCUUGGUUCAGUGACUGUUCUAGUUGAAAGUGAAGGACAAACUGGUCCGGUGUGGCAUACUUUGGAUAGCCCAUCAGGGAAGGUUUCUCUUCAAAUUGGAACAGAAAAACUAUCUGCAAAUGCUUCUAGGAUACAUUGUUGUGGAGGAGCCACUGUAGUCCAUCAAAAGCCAGGGCCUCUUCAAACUAUAUUUGAUCUUCCUCCAGACGAGGUUGUUGAUCAUAGAUAUAUUUGUGCACUUGAGAUGUCAUUCUUGUACCAAGGUCAUUUGUAUGUCUCAGCAUGGCACAUUUGUUUCUAUUCCAAUAUAUUAAAGCAAAUGAAGGUGGUUAUUCCAUUUGAAGAUAUAGAUGAGAUUCAAAGGAGUGAACUUGCAUUGAUUAAUCCUGCUAUAACAAUUAUUCUUCGCAAGGGUGCUGGUGGACAUGGUGUCCCUCCUUCCAGUCCUUUGGCAAGUGCUGAUGGUAGGGUCGGAUAUAUGUUUGCAUCAUUUUGGGACAGGAAUAAAGCAUUAGAGAAUCUUCAGCGUGUAUCAAAGAAUUUCAAUGAAAUGUUAGAAGCUGAGAAGGAAAAUGCAGAGCCACAGCUGUGUGCGCAUAGCAGUUCUGUACCGGAUAAGGUUCUUGAAGAUAGCAUGCCAAAACUGGAAAACUUAAACCUUUUAUCAAAGAAGAGGCUUUAGUUGGUAUGAACAAUGACUGCUAAUUGGAAAGUGAGCAUAUACUACAGUUCCUGCUAGAGAAGGUGAAGCCUUUGGCAGCUGAUUGAGAAUAACCCUUUCUCUGGCGUGCUCUGAAAUUUGGACAAGUGAAUUAAACUUUCCCUGGUUGAGUGACCUGAAUAACAUAAAAUGAUAAUAAGUCAGUUUCAUAUAAUUCUAAGUUUUGUGACAAUUGAUUUCAAUAUGACGGUUACCUUUUCCAGAUUUUGUUGCAGCUGUAAAAUGACGUAUUAAGUGUAGUCUUGUAAUGUUUUAUUAAUGGUUACAAGCAUGUUUCAGAGCUUAUAA